AUGCUGGACAACUGCGCUUUCGAGUCAAGCGCAUAUCAUAUCGCAGAGAAUCUUCAGUGGUCAUUCGAUACCAGAGCGGAUGCAAAAGAUAUUCUCAUCCAACAAACCAUGGAGGACUAUGAGAGGAUUGCGAUGCAUGGAAAGUGGUUAUAUGUCCAGGAGUAUCAAUUCGAUAAUCAUGAGGAGGCCUGCGUGAACCUGGGUAUUGUUGAUCAGACAAACCCCCGAAUGAAGGGCAUGCAGCGCGGGCAAGAGCUAGAAUUUUGGCAGCCGGUCUGUAUCAAUCGUGUGGCCGAAAUGGUUCUCUACAGCUGUGAAUCUCGAAGCAAGCAUAUUCUCGCUAAGGAGAAUGAUGUUACCCCAUCUCCUAUCGGCUGA
Messenger RNA from Aspergillus piperis CBS 112811, 378 nucleotides. RefSeq lists its product as uncharacterized. NCBI's taxonomy places the organism in Eukaryota, Fungi, Ascomycota, Eurotiomycetes, Eurotiales, Aspergillaceae. The record is from RefSeq and is a predicted model, not a curated record. The transcript has a single exon. The coding region runs from base 1 to 378 and encodes 125 amino acids.